CUUUAUGGGGUUCCUCUUGGUUUCAUUUACAGCAAACCAAACUUUUGACAUCCAGUUGUGAGUGUGUGCAUCUGUGCUGUCAUGGUUUACAUCAGCGUGUUUACCCAGAAACCUAAUUAGUGUCUUCAGGCAGCAUUAGAGAUGACGGGGAUCCAGUACCUGGCUUGUCUGUGGACCCUGUUCAUCACGCAGACUGGAUGUGUACGCAGUGACAUCCAGUUCUUGGAGAGGCGUGAGGGCGACUCUGUAGUUCUUCCCUGUGUGGUUGAGCGGAGAAACCUGUCGCCCUUCGGCGUCUAUCUGAUGCGCAGCUGGCUGCAACCCGGUGAUGUGCUGUUCAUGCACACCAAGAGCGAGUUCACUGUGGAUAACGAUGCCGACAAAAAUCGCAUCAGCGUCAGUGGAGACCCUGCCAGCCACUCUCUGAAUGUGACCAUCUCCCAGCUGAGGGCCAGUGACACGGACCGCUACUGCUGUGACUUCGUUGUGGAAAACCCUUCCUCUGAAGACGACCGGCUGCGUGGAAAGACUGAAUUCUUCCUCCUUGUUAGUGCCGAUGCCCCUGGGUCGGUGAACACAGGGUUGGUAGAGACGUGUGCUGGGGGCUCGGCCGUGCUCCCCUGUCUCCCCCCGCAUGGCGCUGGCUUUGCCGUGGAGGGGGUGAGUCUGAAGCGGCAGAGGGGCCGGGCACCUGUGGAGGUGUUGUACCACUCAAAGCGUCACCACGGCAGCAGCCCUCCGUCCUCCUCCUCCUCCUCCUCCCAGUUCCCUGCUGAGAAGGUCCAGCUGUCCUCGGCGCCCGGCCCCGGCGGCAUCACCUACAACCUCACCCUGCAGCAGCUGCAGCCAGAGGACAGCGCCCUGUACAGCUGCCAUCUGCUCCAGCGCGACAGGCCCGACAGCACCACCAGUCUAGGGAGACAAGUGUUCUUUGUUUCUGUGCAAGGAGGUCAGUGUGGCUGCUCCAGCUACUCUCCUCUGCUGUAUGCUUUGUCCUCAGCUGUGGCCGUUCUCCUCCUCCUUCUCCUCCUCGGAAUUGUGGUGAUUUAUCAAGGCAAAGCGCACCGCAGUGUGAAGUCACACCCUCAGGCCCCCAUCUACGAGGAGAUGACCGGGGUGCAGCCUGUCAGACAAAAACUGGCCCCUUGCCAUCUGGAGGAAAUGGAGUGUUCAGAGUACAGAAACUGCCUUGUGAAGAAAUCCUGUCCUGAAAACCACUACGAAAGCCCCAGGAGUGAGUCUCUGAAAUGAAAUAUAAGGACUUCUCACCAGCAUCAUGAACUAGACCAACUUAUCAACUCAGCUGCCUUAAACUCAGUGGACUCCAAAUAGCACUCUGACAUUUCUUCAACAGAUUUUAACAGCUAAGAUUCUCCUCAUCCAGUUUAAAAAAAAAAAAAUCAUGUAUAUUGGCUGCCAAUGGGGACGGUGACAUCUUCCAUCACAUUUACAUCACAGUGAUGAAAUAUACUGAUGUAAUACAUUUUCUGGAAUUAAGAAUAAAAGGUCCCCUGUGGAGUUUUUUUGUAAA
Molecule: messenger RNA, 1531 nt
Organism: Siniperca chuatsi (mandarin fish)
Lineage: Eukaryota; Metazoa; Chordata; Actinopteri; Centrarchiformes; Sinipercidae
Gene: cd7al
Product: cd7 antigen-like
Exons: 5
Coding region: 142-1251 (369 amino acids)
Biological process (GO): adaptive immune response
Cellular component (GO): membrane
Molecular function (GO): signaling receptor activity
Source: RefSeq, a predicted model, not a curated record